AUUUUGAAUGUGUUUUCAAACAAAUCAAUGUUUUUGUUAUAUUAUUUGGCAUUUGAUUUAAAAACAACACAAACCGUGAGACCAAUUGUCUGGUGAUGUCUUCGGAGAGCGAGUCCUCGUGUUGUUCGACAUGCAGUUCAUCUGAUUAUGAGAGCUCUCUAUCAGACAUCACUCUCAACGAUGAGGACAUGGAUUACGCCAACCAAUUGACUCAUGAGUUGUUUUAUUUGAAACUCAUUGCCGAAGACAAACACAACCACAAGUUGGCCGACGAAUGUCACCUCAAAGACAAAGACACUCAACAAAAGACUAACCAAUUGAAUGAACGGAUUGGUUUGCAAUACAAUCGGUUCACUUCGUGGGUCUUUCCUAACAAAUCGUCGAAACAAUCGACAGAUAAAAGCCUUAAGAGGAAGAGUAGUCGCAAGAAAGAGGUGACAAAUGUGUCCAAAGAGGCUAUUGUUUCGAAUGACACCAAUUGUGCCGCAAAUCCGGUGAUCAAUGUUUCUGAUUGUGACGACAAUGGCGUCAAUGAAGUGAUAAAAACAAACAAAUUGUUUGAUUUAAUUGAUGGCAAAACGGAAACAAUGGCAUCAAAAGGAGGCAAUCAUUUGGUUUUAAUGUAUUUAAUGCCUCCAAACGACACGCAAACCGAUUGUCUGUUGUAUUCGUAUCCGAAGACUGAAAAUGAAGACUCGAAUCAAGUGUUGGCGAAACUGAAGGGAAUGUUCAUAACGUUGUCUCAAGUGGUCUCUCAGAUAACCAAACAAUCGAUAUGUUUGUCAUCGAUUGCUGUGAAUCAACAAAACGGGGAACAGUUGUAUAGAAUAGGGUUUGUCCACCAAAUGGACAGUCUGUUGGUGUUAGCGCUUCCGUACGACAAAUACACUGACAUCGAAGUCGAAGCCAUGGUUCAGACGAUCGCAAGAGUUAUUAAAUUCAUUUACAGCUCAUUAGACGCCGCUUUCAAAGACCAAUUGAAACACGAAAAUCUGACGAAAUUGUUUUCUACAUUUGAAUACCUUUUGGCCGAAGAAUUCAAAUAUUCAUCAAUUGAUUCAAUAUUUUUAAAUACAAUCAAACGUCUGAUAAUUAACGACAACUUAGCGAUCAAUUUAAGCGAUUCUCUCUCGGAAUUCGAGGCAAUGGAUUGGAUAAGUGAUAACUCGACCAUUGAUUUGCAUCAACAAAACAGUUCCCAAUUGAUUGUAAUCGGUUCCUGUCUUUUGUACAAAGGAUUACUACUGUCCUCUCAAUUGUCGGUCAAUCAUCUGAAAGACAUUUUCGCGUUUUUGAGUCUCAAAGGAUUGCUUUCAUUACACAAAACCAAUUCAAUACGACUCGUCUACUGGAGUGAAGUGUUUCCCAACUUUAAUCCAAACAUUGAAUCCAAUGAUUACAAUGAAAGCGAUUGCGUUAAAUACUUUGUAUCGAUGGUUGGCUUUCAGCAUAUGAUUCACUGCACUCUCAUUGAAAUGCCUUUCAUUAGUGCAGAGGAGACGCCAAUCAAAGCGAAUGAAGUGCUUAUCAAUGAAUCGAUUCGGUUAUUGAAAUGGCAUUUCACUAAAAUGGGAAUCAUUGACGAAAUCGAUCACUGCUUUAAUGUACAACAAAUGGCUGUCAAACACAUGUUUGGCCAAAACAAAGAGCAGAAGCGCUACAAAUCGCUGUCGUCGCUAAAGGAUCUGCUCUUUCAAUCUCCCGGUUCGUCGCAGUCGAGGUCACACAUGUAUCACUCGAAUAGUUCUCUUUCAACAUUAAGCGGUUCCAGUCUUUCGGCGUCAAUAAAGUCCAACUCGAGUCCAUCUCUUCACCAUUCAGUGCUGUCCCGGACCUCAUCGAGUGCUACCAGUCUUUCCAAAGACAUGCAUUCCAUGGCUUGUAAUGAAAAUUGCAUUUAUUUGGAGCAAACAUUCAAAAUGCCAGAGAAUCUCAUUUGUUAUUUGGAUAUAGAAGAUGGACAACAGGUGUUCGCCGGACCACUACUUCAAUGGCCUAAAGAUAUUUGCGAACAAAUAUUCAAAAAAUUUGCCGAUUCUUGUUAUGAAAUGAGUCGACAUUUUAGACAAUCCGUUGAUUUGUGUCACGAAAUCGGAAGAAGUUUUCAAAUCAAGAUUUCGUCCAAUUUUUUAAAUCCAAAUAAAUUGCGAUCAAAGAAAGCCGAGAAUGAAAUCCAUUUGUUUAAUGUUAUCGCAAGACAUGAGAAGAAUAAUGAAUUUUAUGCCUGUUUUAAGACAAAUCCUUCGGAUUCGUUGUUCAAUGACUUCGAUAUCGAAGACUUCAUAUAUAGCCUUCAUUUACAGCGAAGACUUCUCUGA
Molecule: messenger RNA, 2318 nt
Organism: Medioppia subpectinata
Lineage: Eukaryota; Metazoa; Arthropoda; Arachnida; Sarcoptiformes; Oppiidae
Source: the annotation of a GenBank genome assembly